This is a messenger RNA of Fraxinus pennsylvanica, 1548 nucleotides long. The record is from the annotation of a GenBank genome assembly. NCBI's taxonomy places the organism in Eukaryota, Viridiplantae, Streptophyta, Magnoliopsida, Lamiales, Oleaceae.
AUGGCAGUCGAGAAAAAGGUCGAUCACAAUACUGGAUCUCACCCGGUUAGUGCAGAAGUGGAAGAAACCCUACCCAAAUCUCUUUAUUCCAUUAGACUAAAGUAUGUGAAGCUCGGCUACCAUUACUUGAUUUCCAAUGCCAUGUACCUUUUGAUCAUACCCCUUCUUGCUGCUUCUGCAGCAGUUAAUUUUUCAGUACUAAACAUCCAAGAUAUAGUGCAGCUAUGUAACCAUCACCUGAAAUACAAUGUUCUAGCAGUGAUCUCAUGCACGUCGUUAAUGGCGGUUUUGGCGACAAUUUAUUUCAUGAGUCGACCAAGGAAAGUUUACUUGGUGGAUUUCUCGUGUUACAAGCCCGAUCCCAAAUUUGAGUGCUCGACCAAGUUGGUUAUAGAGAAGAUUUCGACUUUCUUCAGCGAAGAAAGCGUAAUUUUCAUGAAGAAAGUGUUACAAAGGUCGGGAUUGGGUGAAAAGACAUUUGCUGGUUCUCUUCUAGACUUUCCGCCGAGAUUUCCUGUUGAAAGUGCUCGAAAGGAAGCCGAAAUGGUUAUGUUCGGAGCCAUUGACGAUCUCUUGGCGAAAACCCGAGUGAAUCCAAGAGAUAUUGGAAUUCUUGUGGUUAAUAUUUCUUUGUUCAAUCCAACGCCGUCUCUUUCUUCCAUGAUAGUGAAUCGCUACAAGCUUAGAGGAGACAUCGUGAGUUGCAACCUAGGCGGCAUGGGAUGUAGCGCUGGGCUGAUUUCAAUAGACCUUGCAAAAAGGCUUUUACAGGUGCAACCUAACACAUAUGCCCUAGUCAUGAGUUUUGAAAGUGUGACACCUUUCUAUUAUGCGGGCAAUGACAAAGCAAAGCUUCUCCCAAACUGCCUCUUUCGCCUCGGUGGAGCUGCUAUCCUCUUAUCCAAUCGCUUCUCAGAUCGUCGACGUUCAAAAUACCAACUAUCACACACUUUGCGUACCCACAAAGGCGCUGAUGAUAGAGCAUAUAAGUGUGUGUUCCAAGAAGAGGACGAAGAAGGGAAAAUCGGUGUCACAUUAUCUAAAGAUCUGAUGGCUAUUGCUGGAGAGGCCUUAAAAUCAAACAUCACUACACUUGGACCAUUAGUACUUCCAAUCUCCGAGCAACUUCUGUUUUUCGCUACACUGAUUGCAAAAAAAGUCUUCAAGAUGGACGUGAAGCCAUAUGUUCCAGAUUUCAAGCUUGCGUUCGAGCAUUUCUGUAUUCACGCAGGUGGAAGAGCAGUGUUGGAUGAACUAGAGAAUAAUCUUAAACUCACAGAAUGGCAUAUGGAGCCUUCAAGAAUGACUCUCUAUAGGUUUGGCAACACGUCAAGCAGCUCAGUAUGGUAUCAACUAGCCUACGCCGAAGCCAAAGGGCGCAUCAAAAAGGGCGAUCGAGUAUGGCAGAUUGCAUUUGGAUCGGGUUUCAAGUGUAACAGUGGCGUCUGGCGUGCGCUCAGGACUAUUAAUCCGAUAAAGGAGCAGAAUCCUUGGACAAAUGAGAUUGAUCAAUUCCCUGUUCGAGUACCUCAAGCCAUGAUCCUUUAG